AUGCUCGUUCGUGCGCUCUGGGAGUUCUGCCCAAAAACCUGUCUUAGGUUCAAAUGGCAGCACACUUUUAAUCGAGCACUAAUUGGACUGCAAGCAGGGGAAUGUGGAUUUUUCGGUGUGCCAUUUGGAUGCAUGACAUCUUCAAGAGAGAAACACUGUGACAGAUAUUUGAUGACCUCUCGUGACGUUUAUGGUGGUUAUGAUGCGGCUUUCGGCUCAUGCAGUGCUAAUGGAGAAAAGCGUGAAAGCCUUGCUGUUUCAUCGCUUCUUCUUCUAGCCGUAUCAGAUUUGUUGUCCUAG
Messenger RNA from Angiostrongylus costaricensis, 300 nucleotides. The record is from the annotation of a GenBank genome assembly. Lineage: Eukaryota; Metazoa; Nematoda; Chromadorea; Rhabditida; Metastrongylidae.